Penicillium malachiteum is the source of this 1173-nucleotide messenger RNA. Its product is annotated as TauD/TfdA dioxygenase family protein. Lineage: Eukaryota; Fungi; Ascomycota; Eurotiomycetes; Eurotiales; Aspergillaceae. Gene Ontology annotation, molecular function: 2-oxoglutarate-dependent dioxygenase activity. Gene Ontology annotation, cellular component: cytoplasm. The transcript has 3 exons. Bases 1 to 1173 code for a protein of 390 amino acids. The record is from RefSeq and is a predicted model, not a curated record.
AUGGCACCCGCACCCAUCGAUCCCCGCAUUAUAGACGUUGCACCUCCCAGAAAAGACACUCUCGGACUGCCUGCUCCCGCAAGAGAGCGACUAGAAAAGGCCGGGGUUGACCUGAGCGCUGGAUAUCCGUAUCGCCCAUCGCGCCCCCUCUAUCUGGAUGACGUUUACAAUGUCCGAAACUACGAUCGCGAGCAUGUAGACCCUGGUACUCGCGCUGACCCCGAGAAGAAAGCACUUUUGUCAGCAGCAAAAGAAGUGAUUCCUCUCACCAGACAUAUCGGUACUGAAAUAGUCGGACUGCAACUGAAGGACCUCACAGACCAGCAGAAGGAUGAGUUGGGUCUGCUGAUCGCCGAACGCAGCGUUGUUUUCUUCCGAGACCAGGAUAUUUCUCCCCAACAACAAAAAGAACUGGGAGAACACUUUGGUGAGAUUGAGAUUCAUCCUCAAGUACCCCAGGUCCCAGGUGUUCCCGGCGUGUCCGUAAUCUGGCCAGCACUGCAAGCGACUGAGAACCCAGCCAGUUUCCGUCGGCCGGGUGGUUCAUCCCGAUGGCACACUGACCUUGUUCACGAAAGACAACCUGCUGGUGUGACCCAUCUCCACAAUGACACUGUCCCUACUGUUGGCGGAGAUACACUCUGGGCGAGCGGCUAUGCUGCAUAUGAAAAGCUGUCACCAGCGUUCCGCCAGCUUAUUGACGGCAAGACGGCUAUCUAUCGAUCUACGCACCCAUACUUGGACCGCAAGAACCCUGAGGCUGGCCCGAAGUAUGUAGAGCGGGAACAUCCCUUGGUUCGAGUUCACCCGGCGACUGGAUGGAAGGCACUAUGGGUUAACAGAGCUAUGACGGAUCGAAUUGUUGGACUGGAUAAGGCUGAGAGUGAUGUGAUUCUGGGAUAUCUUUAUGAUGUCUAUGAGAAGAACCCUGAUAUUCAGGUUCGGUUCAAGUGGAGUCCGCGAACAAGCGCUCUCUGGGAUAAUCGUAUUACAAUUCACAAUGCCAGUUGGGAUUAUGAAGGCUCACAGCCUCGACAUGGUACUCGGGUUACUGCACUAGCCGAGAAGCCAUUCUUUGACAGCAAAGCACCUACUCGAAGAGAGGCCUUGGGCUUGUUGGGACCCGAGGAAAUCGAAGAGUUGACGAACCUGAAGCAGCUGGAGCUGAAGUAA